Molecule: messenger RNA, 6342 nt
Organism: Trichosurus vulpecula (common brushtail)
Lineage: Eukaryota; Metazoa; Chordata; Mammalia; Diprotodontia; Phalangeridae
Gene: SSH1
Product: slingshot protein phosphatase 1
Exons: 15
Coding region: 152-3325 (1057 amino acids)
Biological process (GO): actin cytoskeleton organization; negative regulation of actin filament polymerization; protein dephosphorylation
Cellular component (GO): cytoplasm
Molecular function (GO): protein tyrosine/serine/threonine phosphatase activity; actin binding
Source: RefSeq, a predicted model, not a curated record
UCCCCGCGGCGCGAUGGAGGCCCCGGAGCUGCAGCGGCGGCGCCGGUGGCAGCAGCAGCAGCAGCAGCAGCAGGAUCGGCAGCAGCGGCGCAGGCAGCUGCAGCGGCGGCGGCUCUAGCCCGGCGGCCCCCAGCCGCGUGCGCCCGUGGCCAUGGCCUUGGUGACCCUGCAGCGCUCGCCCACGCCCAGCGCCGCCUCCUCGUCCGCCAGCACUAGCGAGGAGGUUGGCAGCGAUGAAGACCGAAAAUUAAAUCUCAGCCUCAGUGAGAGUUUUUUCAUGGUGAAAGGCGCUGCUCUCUUCCUGCAACAGGGAAACAGCCCCCAAGGACCUCGGAGCCUCCAGCAGCCCCACAAGCAUGCAGGUGACUUGCCCCAGCAUCUUCAAGUAAUGAUCAACCUUCUUCGCUGUGAAGAUAGAAUCAAACUGGCAGUGCGCCUGGAGAGCGUGUGGACGGACCGCGUCAGGUACAUGGUGGUGGUGUACAGCAGCGGGCGACAGGACACAGAAGAGAACGUCCUGCUGGGAGUGGACUUUUCCAGCAAGGAGAGCACGAGCUGCACCAUCGGUAUGGUCCUUCGUCUGUGGAGUGACACCAAGAUACACCUCGAUGGGGAUGGUGGAUUCAGUGUGAGCACAGCAGGAAGAAUGCAUGUCUUUAAGCCUGUGUCUGUCCAGGCCAUGUGGUCUGCUCUCCAGAUUCUGCACAAGGCCUGUGAGGUGGCCCGGAGAUACAACUACUUCCCCGGAGGCAUGGCCCUGGUGUGGGCCACCUACUAUGAGAGCUGUAUCGGCUCUGACCAGAGCUGCAUUAAUGAGUGGAAUGCCAUGCAGGACCUGGAGUCCACGAGGCCCGACUCCCCUGCCCUCUUUGUGGACAAGCCAACAGAAGGGGAAAGAACAGAGCGCCUCAUCAAAGCCAAGCUCCGAAGCAUCAUGAUGAGUCAGGACUUGGAAAAUGUGACCUCCAAAGAAAUACGCAAUGAAUUAGAGAAGCAGAUGAAUUGCAACCUGAAGGAAUUCAAAGAAUUCAUUGACAAUGAGAUGCUUCUCAUCCUGGGCCAGAUGGACAAGCCCUCCCUCAUCUUUGAUCACCUCUAUCUGGGCUCUGAGUGGAAUGCGUCCAAUCUGGAGGAACUGCAGGGCUCAGGUGUUGACUACAUCUUAAACGUCACCAGAGAAAUAGACAACUUCUUCCCCGGCCUCUUUGCCUACCACAAUAUCAGGGUCUACGAUGAAGAGACGACGGACCUUCUCGCCCACUGGAAUGAGGCGUAUCAUUUCAUAAACAAAGCCAAGAAGAACCAUUCCAAAUGCCUGGUGCACUGUAAGAUGGGCGUCAGCCGCUCGGCCUCGACGGUCAUCGCCUACGCCAUGAAGGAAUUUGGCUGGCCCCUGGAGAAGGCCUUCAACUAUGUGAAACAAAAACGAAGCAUCGCCCGGCCCAACGCAGGCUUCAUGCGGCAGUUGUCUGAGUAUGAAGGCAUCCUGGAUGCCAGCAAACAGCGCCAUAACAAGCUAUGGAGGCAGCAGACGGAGCACAGCCUCCCGCAGGGGGCUGAUGACCCUCCCGGCCCCGGGGCCUUUCUGAUGGAGAGCUUGGAUGCAGACCUGGAGGCCCGGCUGGUCACCCUGGACAGCCCCAAGCAGCCUGGGCCCCUGGACAGUCAGGCCCCGGGAAGCCCAUCUUUCCCCUACUGCUUCCGCCAGCUCUCAGACCCCCUCCCCAAUUCCUCAGGUAACGGGGGCGACUUAAUCCAGCUGGAGGAUUUGGAGAGAGAUGCUCUGCUGGGAGGAGAGGCGGUGCCGGAACCAGCCAGACAUCCCCGGAAAGGGUCCGGUUUAUGUGACAAGGAGGUCAGGAAGAGGCUGGAGUUUGGGGUCCCCAGGGCAUCGAGCGGCCCCCUGGCCCACGUGGAGGAGAUGGAGAGGGACGAGAGCCCGGGGGCUGAGAGGCGGGCCCGGCCCCUGAGCCAGCCGCUGGAAAACCGUCUCCACCUCAAAGAGAACGCAAACAACAACAACAGCAAAAGGACAUGCCCCGAAGAUUUUGAGCAUGAUGCCAUAUUUGGAAUCCUGAACAAAGUGAAGCCUUCUUACCAGUCCUGCACCGACUGCAUGUACUCCACCCCCAGGGCAGCACCAGAGACUUUUGGGGAACAGUGUGAGAAACUCAGCUCCCCCGCCAUCUGUACCCAGCCCUCCCUUCUGCCACAUCUUACACCUUCCCCAGUGGACCCAACACCCAGCAAGUCCCGGCUUCUGGAGAGACCCUCCCCGGGUCCUGGAGAGAGCUCCCCAGCCCUGCUCCCAGCCUCCUUUGGCAGGCUGGAUGCCAGCAGCAGCAGGUCUGCCGAAGAGCCCCCAGGCAGCCUCUCAGACCCUCCCAAGGAAUCUCAGAAAGUCCUGGCAAAGUCACUAGGCCUCCUGAAGAACUCUCACUGUGAAAAGAGCCUCCCUAGCCUGGAGGCAGUCAAGGAAGACCCAGCCUCCAAAAAGGAUGCCAAGGCCACCAAGGACCUGAGGCUUCUCUUGUUCAGUAAAGAGCUGGCCAAGCCCGCAGCCAGCAGCUACCUGAUGCAGCACCAGGAAUCCAUCGUCCAGCUACAGAGAGCGGGCUUGGUCCGGAAGCACACCAAAGAGUUGGAGCGCCUGAAGGGGAUCCCCGCUGAGGCCGCAUCCCCACCCCGAGACAGCCCCACCUGCAGCAGGCUGGAAGCCAGCAUCCCCGAGGAAUGCCAAGAGCUGGUUCCCCUCCAAGGUGGGGCGUGCCCCUUAACAUCCCUUCCUGCCCCUGGUGAAGCUGGGGGUGACUCUGAGAAACUGGAGGCUGCCCUCCCUCUAGAAGGGGCCUCCCAGAAGAGCUCCGGGCCCUCCUUCCUCUGCCGGCUGGACCACACCAGCAGCUUCUCAAAAGACUUCCUCAAGACCAUCUGCUACACUCCCACGUCCUCUUCCAUGAGCUCCAAUCUGACCCGAAGCUCCAGCAGCGACAGCAUACACAGUGUACGAGGGAAGCCGGGCCUGGUGAAGCAGCGGACCCAGGAGAUCGAAACUCGCCUCCGGCUGGCCGGCUUGACCGUCUCCUCCCCACUGAAACGCUCCCACUCCCUGGCCAAGCUCGGGAGCCUCAAUUUCUCCUCAGAGGAUCUGUCCAGCGAGGCAGACGUGUCAACCAUUGUGGACUCCCAGGAUGCCAAGCUAAGCGAGUCUUCCUUGUCACAGGAGCCCCAUUCAGCCCCUAGGAACCCACCCAUGACCUUGAAAUUGUCAGGGAAGCCAUCCCCAGGAAACUUGACAAGUGCCCUGUGGAUGGGCAGAAGUUGACCCGGACUUUCAUUGGCCCCCCCUCCCCACCGCCUCCGACUCAUAUUUUCACAUGUUCUCCCUAUUUCUUGUGGUCAGCUCCUGACAUCUCAGUUUAUCAUCUAAAACUGAAAUUAUUUUAAGAUUCCCUCCUCCUCUCUCAGGCCAUAGCUGAAGGGGUUCGUGGGUGGGAAAUCAAUAGCAAAAUAUAUAGCACAAGAAAACAGUAGACACUGAAUGGUCUGGAAGAUCCAGGAAUUUCCUACAGGUCACACAACUGAAACACCCAGGCUGUCCAUUUCCAGAAUAAUGGUAUUGGAGAAGCAAAUCCCUCAUCAGUACCCUACUGGGUUCCAGAGCCUGCUGAAAAUGCAAAGUAAUUGUGGUGAUCCCAUCAUGGUGAUCCCAUCAUGGCGGCCACAAGAGCCCCACCUCAUUUGAGCUCUUGUGGAAAGACUCUUCUAGGGCUAUAUCAAUUCUACCUCUGUUCUGGCAGGGUUUUGUUAUUUCGUUUUUUGUUUCAUUUUGAGUUUUUGUUCUUGUUUGAAAAACAAAGAAACAAAAACAAAAUUCUCGUAACCACCCAAGGCUCGUUCCUGAGAAUGACCACAUCAGAAGGGACUUUUCCAAAACAAACAAAAAGUGGCUUUUCUGGUACCCCAGAUCAAGUUAGAGACAGAACCUCUAACAGUGUUUCAGAGUAGUGGUGAUGGAAGUCAAGGGAAGAUGUGAAAAUGCUGGGGUCCCUGGGCAUUGCCCAGGUUGAUUGGCCAGGAUUUGAGCCCAUCUAGGAGCAGCAUCUGGAUUGUAGGUUGUGUUUUUGGAAGGGUGGUAGGCUGGGGGAUGGGUGCCACCUUCUAACACUGUCACCAUCGGCUGCCCAGGCUUGAGCUCCAUCAUGGGGGGGCUUGGAGGUGAAGGAUCCCACCAUCUGGUCUCUCCUGAAUUCUCUUCUUAUACUGAUCUGAAUGUCCUAGAAUUUCAUGUUUUGAAAACUAUGGUGUCUCUGGAUCGGGGGGCCUGUGGACAGGUAAAUCCUAGGUUUUCUCAAUCUUCCUGCUGUGGUUUCUUCAUAGAAACCUUAAGGAAAUAACACCCUCAGGAAAAGGGCCAGCCCUCCCCACUGUACCCUGUACACCCUCUAUGAGGGUUUCCAUCCUUCCUCAUAGAUUUGCUAGGGUAGUAAGGACAGAGGAAAGGGGACAAGCAUUUAUUAAGCACCUACUGUCUACCAGGCACUGAGCUAAGUGCAUUACGAAUAUUAUCUCACAAUCUGUCUUGAUAUCACCAGGUCUUUGGGGGCACCCAGAAUUCCCUUCUGCUUGCCUUGGGCCAUUUCUUUACCAACACCCAACUGCUCAGGGUCAGCAGAUCACACUGACUUCCCAUAUCAGGAGGAGAUGGAGGUAAUUAUGGGGCCUUUAUUUGUUUUUUAGGUGGGUCAUUUCUGAAUUUCAUAAGGUCUCCUCCUGGGUCAUCUGGGAACAGAUUCUCUGAGACAAGGAAGCAGUUCCUUGAAGAACCUCUGAGAUGUUUACCCAUGUUCCCUAUCAACCACAAAAGGACUCCUUGUAGAAUGAGGAGGUAGAAUUACCUCUGGUUCGGAGGUCCCUUGGGCUCUGACAUGCAGGUCCUUCCAGAUCCAGGGUCUGUGCUUUGCCAGCCCCAAAUCUGCACUCCUGUGACUCCAAGGUCCCUGGUAAUGAAGGGUAUAGGGAGUGGAUAGUAAAUCUUGCAUCAAAUGACUUCCCAAAGUGGUACAGGGGCAGGUUUGGGAUCAGAAACCAGGUCCUCAGACUAAUUCACUUUCCCACUGAAGCAUGGUCCAGCAUUACAGGACUCUGAUUGUAAAGCCCCUCCCAGCUCUGACAUACCCUGUCCUAAGCCACCUCCCAGCUCUGACAUCCCCUGUUCUAGGUCCCCUCCCAUCCCUGACAUUCCCUGCUGUAAGGCCCCUCUCAGCCCAGACAUCACCUGUUCUAAGGCGCUUCCCAGAUAGACAUUUUGUGGGUUCUAAGGUCACUCCCAGCUCUGCCUUCCCUGUUCUAAAGGCCCCUCCCAGCUCUGACAUUCUCUAAUGGUCUUUCUAGCUCCAACUUUCUAUGUUCUGUGAUUCUAAAUUCUUCCCUACUGCUCAGUUCUAACACUGUUCUUUUCUUUUUCCUCUCUGCUUCAUCCCACUGAAAAUGAAGGAAGAGCCAUUGCUGAGAUGCUGGGAUGUGGUUCAGGAUUGGCACUGGGGGCAGGAGCAUAGAUUAAAAUGAAAUGACUUCAGGCCCAAGGUCCAAGGAAUUAUGGACAGAGCAGGGAUGCUUUUUAACAAUCAAAUCUCUUGAGGAAAGUAGGCUCCAGGCUUGAGUCUGAGGAAGGAAGGUGGCCAAUGAUGGUCAGAGAAGCACCCCCUUAAGAAACCUUGAGGUAGGGCUUCCCCGGUGGGUCAUGGCACUUAAACUGCUCAGCCCAGCCCUGCCCACCGCCCUAUGAAGAAAGCACGUCACUGCAGAAAGAACGCCUGGGCCCUUUCCCUGCUCCCCCUGGCCAGGGCCUCCCCCUCGGCAAACUUUUCACCCAUCAUCUUGUCUUUGAGUUGAACAGGUCACAGGGUGGAUAAAGGGAGGUGCAUUGGAGUUUUUCCAUAACGACAUUUUUGCCCUGGGCCAGGAGAAUGGAGGGCCAAGGAAAUGGAAGGAGUGGGCUGGGGGAGCCCUCACCCCAAAGGCACCUGCUCCAGCUUGGGAGCCUGCCAUUGCCGGCUUCUCCACCCAGCCCUGCGAUGCAUAGGAUUACAAAAGAGGCCAAUUUUAUUUCAAUGUGGUGAUAAAAAUAUUUUCAGAAACAAGUUCACACCCGCAAUUAAAAACCCCUGAACUAGAGAGAUGAUCUUAGGAGAGUGAAAAGAACACUGGAUUUUGGAGUGAGAGGCCAAGAGUGCCAGUCUCUGUUCUGCUCUUUACUCCCCAUCUGUGUGGUUUGUCCUUCAUUCUUGAAGAGGACCAUGACGUCAGGAAGGUGAUGCCAUGACUUUCUAGUAAAUUGGA